AUGAGGGAGUGCAUCUCAGUGCACAUCGGACAGGCAGGAGUGCAGAUGGGGGUGGCCUGCUGGCAGCUUUACUGCCUGGAGCACGGAAUACGGCCUGACGGUACGCUACCGUCCUUUGAAACUGACGGCGGUGCAACGGACUCCUGUUUCAACACAUUUUUCUCUGAGGCGGACCGGGGGAAGAUGGUGCCACGGGUAGUCAUGGUCGAUUUGGAGCCCACUGUGAUUGAUGAAAUCCGAAAUGGUGAAUAUCGGCAGCUGUACCAUCCUGAGCAGCUCAUCACGGGCAAGGAGGAUGCGGCGAACAACUACGCGCGCGGUCACUACUCUACAGGCCGAGAUAUACUUGAUCCUGUUAUGGAGAGGCUCAGGAAACUGGCGGACCAGUGCACAGGCUUGCAGGGUUUCUUCGUGUUCCAUUCUUUCGGCGGGGGCACUGGCUCGGGUCUCACAUCUCUGCUCAUGGAAACGCUCUCUGAUGAGUUUGGAAAGAAAAGCAAAUUAGAAUUCGCCAUUUAUCCAGCUCCACAAGUUGUAUCUUCUAUAACGGCUUCCCUGAGGUUUGACGGCGCGCUAAAUGUGGACUUGACAGAGUUCCAGACCAAUCUGGUCCCUUACCCGAGAAUACACUUCCCGCUCGCCGCUUACGCCCCCGUCGUCUCUGCGGACAAGGCGUACCACGAGGGCAUGUCUGUGUCGGAGAUCACGGCGGAACUGUUCGAGCCGCAGAACCAGAUGGUGAAGUGCGACCCGCGCGACGGCAAGUACAUGGCGUGCUGCCUGCUGUACCGCGGCGACGUCGUGCCCAAGGACGUGAAUGCGGCCAUCGCCGGCAUGAAAGGCCGUGCUGGCAUCCGCUUUGUAGACUGGUGUCCCACCGGUUUUAAGGUGGGCAUCAACUACCAGCCGCCGUCGGUGGUGGUGGGCGGAGACCUGGCGCAGGUGAAGCGUGCUGCUUCCAUGCUCAGCAACACCACCGCCAUCGCCGAGGCCUGGGGCAAGCUUGACCACAAGUUCGAUCUCAUGUACGCCAAGCGCGCCUUCGUUCACUGGUUCGUUAGCGAGGGCAUGGAGGAGGGUGAGUUUACAGAGGCACGCGAGGACCUCGCGGCUCUCGAGCGGGACUACGACGAGGUCGCCAUCGAGACUGCCGACUUGGAACCAGGAGACGAUGAGCUCUGA
Parnassius apollo (apollo) is the source of this 1182-nucleotide messenger RNA. NCBI's taxonomy places the organism in Eukaryota, Metazoa, Arthropoda, Insecta, Lepidoptera, Papilionidae. The record is from the annotation of a GenBank genome assembly.